Racocetra persica is the source of this 960-nucleotide messenger RNA. The record is from the annotation of a GenBank genome assembly. NCBI's taxonomy places the organism in Eukaryota, Fungi, Glomeromycota, Glomeromycetes, Diversisporales, Gigasporaceae.
AUGCCAUCUCAUAUUGCCUUGCUCGUUGUCGUCACUGCCGUGAGAACUAAUAGCAUAUGCUCAUACGGUCACGCCAAAUACAAACUUACUGAACAAACAUCUCGUACUAUUAGGUGGAAAUAUUUUUUUUCUACUAAUUCUCCAUCUCAAUUGUUUGCUCCCGGUGAUUUGGUAUUUAUUUCGGGUAGAUGUGUUGUUGAAAAUUCUGAGCAGUGCGUGACCAUCGUAUAUGCUAGCAUUAUCGAUAAUAAUUCUAGCCGAGAAUUCGACCUUACUGGUGUCCCGAUAUGCAUUCCGCACUGUAUGGUUUUUGUUCUUGUUAAUCAUAACCCGAAACAAACCAAAGAGUUUAUUCAUUUUGGCAUCGAAACUGUUGAAUAUAACGCUGUCACUGGGUCCUCAAAUAUUAAAAUGGAAAUAAUUAUUCUUUAUCCGUCCCAAUCCACAAGAUUUAAACAUUUGGGUACUUCAGGAUCAAAUAUUAAAGUAGGAAAUACCUACCUCGUAUCGGGUCUCCUUAAAUUCUCUGAUUCUGGCAAAAUAAUGAUCAAGGCUUCUGAUAUCGAUUUUUCAAAAUUACCUCCUUUAAAUCUUAUGCUUCCCGAAAUUUCUUCCUCUACGUCAUCAACUACUCGCUCGAUUAUUGAUAUUAUUGCAGAUGAUAUUGAUUCCAACACUGACCAAUCAUCUACAAAACCUUCUUCUAUUAGGUAUAAUAACAUCCUCGCUUCUAGUUCCUUCGCAACGUUAUCCGCUUCAACUGCUGCUGAUAUUGAAAUUAAUUCAUCGGUUGAAAAGAAUAAUUACAUUGACUUAAAUGCAGAGGAUAACAACUGUGAAUGUGAUUCUGAUCAUAAAUACAAUGAAAAUGAAGAUUCGGAAGAUGAUCAACCUAAGAAGAGGAAAAGGAGUGCAAGAAUCAAUAAGAAGGAUAAAGGGAAAAAAUAUUAUGAAAAAUAA